This is a messenger RNA of Trichobilharzia regenti, 1191 nucleotides long. The record is from the annotation of a GenBank genome assembly. Lineage: Eukaryota; Metazoa; Platyhelminthes; Trematoda; Strigeidida; Schistosomatidae.
AUGACUUGUCAGUGUCAUUCUUCUGGGCCAAGUUCAAAUUUUAUAGUGAACUUUAGCAUAUCUUAUCGUUUCGACUCAACAGUUUAUUCUUCGUAUGGUUAUUAUGAGCCACAUAUCAAAACUCACGGACCAGAGACGAGAUAUCCACCACCGUCUCGUAAUUUUGCGGCUGGGAGAUCUAAGAAGGUGGCGUGGUUUGUAAGUAACUGUAUAGCGACAAGCCCUAGAAUAAAAUACGCCAAAGAAUUAUCUCGACAUAUACCCGUUGACAUAUACGGUGGAUGUGGCACGAAAUCGUGUCCGAAGAAUAAAGCAACAUUUGCCUCAACGCCUGAAUGCUUAACUACGAUUCGUGAAAACUACAAAUUUUAUUUGAGCUUCGAGAACAGUUUGUGCACUGAAUACAUAACCGAGAAACUCUACAGAAAUGCCCUCAACAACGAUAUACUUCCUAUUGUGAUGGGAGCUUCAAUUGAGGAAUACGAGAGGGUUGCUCCACCAUACUCCUUUAUUCACGUUGAUCAGUUUGAAUCACCAGCAAAACUCGCAGAAUAUUUGCAUUACUUGGACAAAAACGAUACUGCAUACAAUGAAUACUUCGCUUGGCACGGUCAUGGUAUUAUCCACGACUGGGAUUCACAACCACAGUGCGCCAUGUGUUUACUAGCACAUACUUCUCCCCUGUUUGGACCGUAUUGGGUUCCAGGAGUAGCGAGAUGGUGGAAUAGUGGAUGUGAUGAACGAAAACUGAGAUGGGGAUCAUAAUUGUAUUUGAAUGCUGAAAAAAACACAGAUGUCCUUUGUUUUGUGCUCUUUCAAGUGAGCAAACAUAUCUUGUGGAUGUUUACUUUUUCUGUGCAAAUAAUUUUCUUACACGUCUUCUUUCAUAUCAUUGGUGAUAAAAAUAGUAAAAUUCGGCAAAUGCAUAACGAAUAUUUUAUCAAGACUAUUGAAAUCUCAUCAUCACUCACCUUCUCCAAUUUAUGUGAGAAAAUAUUUUUUACCGAAGAUUUUCUACUUCUCUUUUGAUAAGAAAGAGACAGUUAUGUACCUAACUGGUUUUUUGUAUUACAGUCUAUCUUAACACUAGACUGUAUCAUUUUUAGAAAUUAUCAUUGUACAAUACCUACAACUGUUAGCAAAGAAUGUAAAUGAAAACUGUUUGGCAAGAAAUAAACUCUUCCCAACGUG